AUUAAACGUCUUUUUGUUCUCAGUUUUGGGUAUGUCUUUAGCAGCAACGUGAAAAUGAACUAAUACACAUGCUAAAGCUGUAAGGAUAACAACUGAAAAUUACAAAUUAUAGAAAGAAAGAGCCAAAGAACUAUAGAAAAAGCAGGAGUGUUAGAGAGAGUGAACUCCAAGUUUCUCUUCAAAGAAUCAGUAUGUCAGUAUGUUCAGCUUUCUUAUUCUUUGAUUCUCCAAUUUAAAGUUUAACUUCCUGGUUCUCUUUGCCCCCUUGCCUCUAGUUUCAGUAAACAACUUUGCUGCCAGUUCUAGUCAGUAGUUCACAUCUGUUCCUCUGAUCACCUGCUCCAUCCUAAGUCACCCCUGGUCACCUGCUCCAUCUUGAGUCACCCCUGGUCACCUGCUCUGCCCUGAGUUACUCCUGGUCACCUGCUCCAUCUUGAGUCACCCCUGGUCACCGGCUCUGACCUGAAUCAUCCUGGGUCACCUGUUCUGUAACUGCCCUUCCCGCCGAACUACUCAUCCCACCACUCCGGCUCAUACCCCUUCUGUCUUUAAAAUAGCCAGUUGGGAUUAGCUUAGACUGUGCAGUCCAACCCUAGCCAACAGGAGAAUGACACAGUAGUAAGGGCUACCUGCAUCAGGAAUAAGAACCCGUUCCGCUUCCUUGUCCAGGUGUGCUCUUGCCAUUGCUCCAUCUGUGAGUCACACCCUUCUAUAGAAGUAAAAAUUGCCUUGCUGAGAAAAGGAAAUUUAUGUUCAAGUGCUAUUUUCUUGCAGCACCAAGUAACAAGCAUUUGUUUCUCACAAAGAGUAUAGAAUGAAAUGAUCAAAAUAAAUACAGAUAAAAUGUGUUUGUAAUCCCAAUAGCUAAAAAGGGAUUAAAUUUCAGGUAAAGAUCAGAGAUGAUCAGAUUGGAUAAAACAUAAUUUUAAGGAGGAAAGAAGAUGAAGGUGGUCAUUGUACAUUGAUAAAACAAAUAGUUCUCCAUGAAGAUAAAGUGAUUUUAAACUUGUUUACUUUUGGUAGCAUAGUUUCAAAAUAGUUAAGGCAAAGGCAACAUAAUUUUAGAUCUAUAGUCAGUGUCAGUUGUUGAAUGACUUCUCUGUAAGUAACUAGUAGAUCGAUGAGAAAUUACAAAGAUCAGAAAAUUUGAACAGCUGCAGUUUUGUUUAAGUGGACAUAAAGAACCUUACCUUUAAUAAGGAGAUAAAUUCUUUUAAAAUACAAGACAUUCAAAUUUCUUUACACACUAGACCAGAAAGCAGUUAGUAUCAACAAAAAACACAUUUAUAUCAUACUAUGUUAUCUGAUCACAAUUGUUAGAUUAGAAACUGAAUUUCUAAUUUUAUGCAUUUUGGAAAUUUGAAUUCAAUAUAACAUGUGGGCCAAUGAAGAAAACAAACUGGAAUUAAGAGUGGUUGUCAAAAUUUUGGAGUCGGUCAAGUACCCAAAUUAAAAAUCAGAAAGGAGAGUGAAUAAAGUUAAAGGAAAAGAGAUGUUUUUCUUUGUUUUCUUUAAGAAUGUUACAGAGAAGAACAGAAAAUAAUUCCAAAACAUGGAUACAGUUGAGAGGAUACAAGUGCAAAAGUAUUUAUUUAUUUAUUAUUUUUAUUUUUAUUUAUUUUUAUUUAUUUAUUUUUUUAAAGUGACAGUUUAUCAAGUACAAGAAAGAAGAUUAAAACAUUAGGAAUGAAAAGAAGGUCACAUCUACAGGAACAACAAGUAUUUGUAAAAGACUACGAACAACUGCAUGCCAGCAAGUAUGAGAUACUAUAGUAAGUCCUCACUUAACGUCAUCAGUAAGUUCUUGGAAACUGCUACUUUAAGUGAAAAGACAAUGGCGAGUCCUUGAAUAAGAUCAUUUCCUUCAGUGUCAUUUUAUUAUAAUGUUGAUGAGGGGAAAAAUGGUUGUGUUAUAAAUUUGCUUGAAGUCACAGUUUCCAAGAACCUGUCAAAGACAGAGGACUUACUAUAUAAUACUUAGAAUAUAAGCAGUUUUCUAGAAAUACCCAACCAGAUUGACUAAAGAAGAGUAGGAGACCAUUCAAGAAAUGAAUUACUUAAUAAUCUAUACCGUCUCAUUUUGCCCUCUACCCCCAUACUAGGCCCAGAGAUUCACGGAUGUGUUCUACCAAACAGUCAAGGGAAUGGAUUCUCAAAAUUUUACACCAUUAUUUCCAGAGAGAAGGAAAAAAAGGAACUAAAUUGAUCCUCUAGUUUGGUUUUAUUUUCAAGCUAUCAUGAAAAGCUUCAAAUUUCUGUCACAGAUAAGUAUAACAAAUUCUUGUGAACUCAUCAUCAGUCACCUAGCAUUAACAAUUAGAAUAUUUUGCCAUUAGUGUUUCAUCAAUAAUUUCUCAUAGAUACCCUUUUUUGUUUGUUUUAAAAUACUUGUAACUGUAGAUAUGACCCACUUUUCAUUUCUAAUGUUUUGUUUGUUGUUUCUGGAGUAUGUUAAAGCAAAUCCAAGCCUUGCUAAACUCAUUUAUUUUCAAAGUUUUUCAAAAAAAAUUUCUAAUUUCUUCCUGCAUAUUGGAUCAUACCGUCUGUGAAUAAGGACGGUUUUACUUUUUUCCAAUCAAUCUGGAUUUUGUCUUUUUCUUUAGCAAGAAUCUGCAGUACAAUGGACAAUAGGAGUGCUGAGAAUGAUCAUCCUUACUUCUUUCCUGGGAUCUUUGGGGAAACAUCUUCAGUCUUUCACAUUAAGUUGAAAGGAUUGUUGACAAAAGGAAAAAUAAAAAAGGGAAGACGGAGUAUUUGGUUCGGUGGAAAGGCUAUGACAGCGAGGACGACACUUGGGAGCCGGAGCAGCACCUUGUGAACUGUGAGGAAUACAUCCACGACUUCAACAGACGCCACACGGAGAAGCAGAAGGAGAGCACAUUGACCAGAACAAACAGGACCUCUCCCAACAAUGCUAGGAAACAAAUCUCCAGAUCCACCAACAGCAACUUUUCUAAGACCUCUCCUAAGGCACUCGUGAUUGGGAAAGACCACGAAUCCAAAAACAGCCAGCUGUUUGCUGCCAGCCAGAAGUUCAGGAAGAACACAGCUCCAUCUCUCUCCAGCCGGAAGAACAUGGACCUAGCGAAGUCAGGUAUCAAGAUCCUCGUGCCUAAGAGCCCCAUUAAGAGCAGGACCGCAGUGGACGGCUUUCAGAGCGAGAGCCCCGAGAAACUGGACCCCAUCGAGCAGGGUCAGGAGGACACAGUGGCACCCGAAGUGGCAGCAGAAAAGCCUGUCGGAGCUUUAUUGGGCCCCGGUGCCGAGAGGGCCAGGAUGGGGAGCAGGCCCAGGAUACAUCCACUAGUGCCUCAGGUGCCCGGCCCUGUGACUGCAGCCAUGGCCACAGGCUUAGCUGUUAACGGGAAAGGUACAUCUCCGUUCAUGGAUGCAUUAACAGCCAAUGGGACAACCAGCAUACAGACAUCUGUUACAGGAGUGACGGCCAGCAAAAGGAAAUUUAUUGACGACAGAAGAGACCAGCCUUUUGACAAACGAUUGCGUUUCAGCGUGAGGCAAACAGAAAGUGCCUACAGAUACAGAGAUAUUGUGGUCAGGAAGCAGGAUGGCUUCACCCACAUCUUGUUAUCCACAAAGUCCUCAGAGAAUAACUCACUGAAUCCAGAGGUGAUGAGAGAAGUCCAGAGCGCUCUGAGCACAGCCGCUGCCGACGACAGCAAGCUUGUACUGCUCAGCGCGGUCGGCAGCGUCUUCUGUUGUGGACUUGACUUUAUUUAUUUUAUACGACGUCUGACAGAUGACAGGAAAAGAGAAAGCACUAAAAUGGCAGAAGCGAUCAGAAACUUCGUGAAUACUUUCAUUCAGUUUAAGAAGCCCAUCAUUGUAGCGGUCAAUGGCCCAGCCAUCGGGCUAGGAGCAUCCAUAUUGCCUCUUUGCGAUGUGGUUUGGGCUAAUGAAAAGGCUUGGUUUCAGACACCCUAUACUACGUUCGGACAGAGUCCAGAUGGCUGUUCUACCGUUAUGUUUCCCAAGAUAAUGGGAGGAGCAUCUGCAAACGAGAUGCUGCUCAGUGGGCGGAAGCUGACGGCGCAGGAGGCGUGUGGCAAGGGCCUGGUCUCCCAGGUGUUUUGGCCCGGGACGUUCACUCAGGAAGUGAUGGUUCGCAUUAAGGAGCUUGCCUCGUGCAAUCCAGUUGUGCUUGAGGAAUCCAAAGCCCUCGUGCGCUGCAACAUGAAGAUGGAGCUGGAGCAGGCCAACGAGAGGGAGUGUGAGGUGCUGAAGAAAAUCUGGGGCUCGGCCCAGGGGAUGGACUCCAUGUUAAAGUACUUGCAGAGGAAGAUCGAUGAGUUCUGAGGGUCGGGCUGCCCACUGGUGACACCGGGAUCGGGCUGAGCAGAACAUCACUGGCUCCAGUUGCCCUGAUCCAUUCUCACCGCCUGAAACAAGCUCACCCAUAGCUCACGCUUGGAAGCAGGACUGGGAACAUCCACGCUAUUUAUUAUCAAGGAGUUUUAAAGUACUGUAACCUUAAAAUAAAUAACUACAAAGCUUCUUUGUCCAAACGUCAUUAUUUUAUACUUAGAUACACGCAAGUGUAAAAGUAUAAAGAUGGGCACUAGACUGCUCUUAGAAGCUCUAAUUUUUGUUUUCUUUGGCUAGUACUGUAUAAAAAACAGAAUUGUGUUUUAUUGGUUUUGGAUGACAGAAAAGUCUGGAAUAAUGUUUGUUUUCCUCAUUUCUUCCUUCUAGAACACAGAAUCUACAGGGGUAUUAGCCGGCCUCACCUGCCCUUCCCCACAUAGAGACACCGUGAUCUGAGGCGUUGGCUUUUUCUCUAAGAAGGUACAGAUACCUCAGAUUCGGGAAACUCUAAAUCAAAAGACUCAGCUUCUAGGAUAAAUAUUUCUGAUGAAAAAUCCACUGAGAAGCUUACCCUCAAACCAGACAUAUGCUUAGGAUUCAGGCUGAGAUAUCAAUUGGUUUCCGCUUCUUUUUUAAAUAUGUCCAGUUCUUACCCAGUUAACAUGAAGAAACCACUGUCUCUAGAAGAAAGCUUGUUUUGCAGUAUUAGUGAAUCACUGAAUAGCUUAAGUAUGACUAAGUUAUAAGUUAGUCUUUAGUGGGUUUUAAAUAGUUUUUCUGACCCUUCUGAAAAAUAACUACAUAAGUGCUUCUUGUUGCUGGGUGAGAAGUACUACUUUAUAGACAGUUUUGGUUUUCUAUUUGCAGAUAUGAUUGAUGUAUUACACCAAAAUAAAAUAUUUUUAUGUUUAUAAAGUGUAAUUUUUAGGUUCACUUAGAAUAUAUUUUAUUUAAUAAGUUAAAAUUCUUUUGGCACACUAUUAAAUGCAAAAACUCCUUUCAAAACAAAAAAGAACUACCUUAUAUUCACCAUUUAAUGUUCUUGGUCUCUGCUUUAUGUCUAUACAGUAUACUGAGCUCAGUGUGGUGUCCACGAGUGCCCUGUGUGGAUAGACACGUGCUCUCCUUCCAGGAGUGGGUACCGACUCCAGACUCCAGAUGCCUAUUAUUAGGCUUCUGAGCUUGCAAUCAUAUUGAAUGUAUGAAGAGCGAAAUAAAAUCAAAUUCUUAUUUUUGUACAGUUUUGAAGUUUAUACUUAGAACUGACCACCUCCCCGGCCACGUGGAGAGCUGUACAGUGUGUAAAUCUGCCUUUAUCUUGGAUUGAUUAGUACAGUAUUUUUGCAUCUGUGGGACCUACCUUUUCGUUCCGUAGUUUGAACUAUAUAUAAACUGUACAAUCUGUAAAGUUUUUAUAGAAUAAAUAUUCAGCUGUGAAAACUGGUUAAAUAAAACUAAUAUUUCUUAACACA
Messenger RNA from Cercocebus atys (sooty mangabey), 5795 nucleotides. RefSeq names its product chromodomain protein, Y-like (gene CDYL). Bases 3076 to 4314 code for a protein of 412 amino acids. The record is from RefSeq and is a predicted model, not a curated record. The transcript is spliced from 7 exons. Gene Ontology annotation, cellular component: nucleus. Lineage: Eukaryota; Metazoa; Chordata; Mammalia; Primates; Cercopithecidae. Gene Ontology annotation, molecular function: transcription corepressor activity.